CUCGGGUUUUACACUCCUUCCUGCUACUACGCAAACAACUCCAGCGAGCCCCUCUGGCGGGUGGGAGCCGAGGCAGGGUGUGCGUGUGCGUGCGUGCGUGUGUGUGUGCGUGUGUGUGCACCUCCGACCGAUCACUGGAAAGGGUUUCCAGAAGGUGGAAAAUGUCACCUGAUUCACACUGAACUUUUUAAAUCUCCCCACCCCCGAACACACACACACUCGCACACUCACACACACACACAUUAGGAGACCGCCCACCGCAGACAGCUAAGACCCCCUUAUAGAUUUAAAGAGAGACUGCAUUCAGAGCCUGACGUUCAUUCAAUAGAGCGAUCAUACGCGGACUGACUAGUGCUCGCUGUCUGUCUGUCUGUCUGCGUCUCUCUCUGCUCCACUUGAGAUUGUUUCGGUGCCUCUCUCACUCCCUGGGAUACUGAGGAUGUUAAAUCAGAGAAUCCACCCGGGCAUGCUUUUAUUCCUGAUGCUUCUGUGCCACUUCAUGGACGAACACACAGUGCAGGCUGGGAAUUGUUGGCUACGGCAGGCAAGGAACGGCCGCUGCCAGGUCCUGUACAAGACUGAUCUCAGCAAGGAGGAGUGCUGCAAAACGGGCAGGCUCACGACUUCUUGGACUGAAGAAGACGUCAACGACAACACGCUUUUCAAGUGGAUGAUUUUUAAUGGGGGCGCCCCAAACUGCAUCCCGUGCAAAGAAACAUGUGAGAACGUGGACUGUGGACCUGGGAAGAAAUGUAAAAUGAACAAGAAGAACAAACCCCGGUGUGUUUGUGCUCCGGAUUGCUCUAAUAUCACUUGGAAGGGCCCCGUGUGUGGCUUAGAUGGGAAAACCUACAGGAACGAGUGUGCCCUCCUCAAAGCCAGAUGUAAAGAGCAGCCUGAACUUGAAGUCCAGUAUCAGGGCAAAUGCAAAAAGACCUGUAGGGAUGUUUUAUGUCCAGGCAGCUCCACGUGUGUGGUUGAUCAAACCAAUAAUGCCUACUGCGUGACAUGUAAUCGAAUUUGCCCGGAGCCUACUUCCCCUGAACAGUAUCUCUGUGGGAACGAUGGAAUAACAUACGCUAGUGCUUGCCACCUGAGGAAGGCUACCUGCCUACUGGGCAGAUCCAUUGGAUUAGCCUACGAGGGAAAAUGUAUCAAAGCAAAGUCCUGUGAAGAUAUCCAGUGCAGCUCUGGGAAGAAAUGCUUGUGGGAUUUCAAGGUUGGCAGAGGUCGGUGUGCCCUCUGUGAUGAAGUGUGCCCUGAAAACAAAUCAGAUGAAGCAGUCUGUGCCAGUGAUAACACAACUUACCCAAGCGAGUGUGCCAUGAAAGAAGCAGCCUGCUCCUCGGGUGUGCUUUUAGAAGUAAAGCACUCUGGAUCUUGCAACUGAAUCUGCCAAUAAAACCUGAGCCAUUGAUUCUUCAGAACUUUCUGCAGUUAUGACUUCAUAGAUUAUGUAUAAAAAAAAAACCUUAUUACAUAACAGCAGAUGCCAAAGAGCAUCUCACUACAAGUCACAUAAAAAUGCAACGCUGUAUUAUGGCUGUUCAGAGGGCUUUGAAAACAUGCACUGAGCUGCUUCUGCGCUGUUGUUGUCCUUAUUUAAACAACAGCUCCCCUAUAUUCCCCCAUCUAGCCAUUAAUGAAGACCCCGAGGAAGAAGAGGAAGAGGAAGACCAGGACUACACCUUUCCUAUUUCUUCCAUUCUAGAGUGGUAAAACCUCCAUCACUAUUGGAACAGCCAUUGGGCAAGAAAUCUAUGUCCAUACUGUAAAUAAGUGUAUGCUUAUUUAUUUUGGGGAGAAAAAAAGUAUACAUAUAGUUGAGUCUUGUAGACAUUUAUUUAUACUGUGUCAUGUUUUAUAAUUUAUACAUAAAAUGUCUGGUUGACUGUACACCUUGUUUUUUGAAGAAAUUUAUUCGUUACAGGAAGAGCAGUGUUAUUUAUUGUGAGGUCCCUUGCUUGUAAAGUAAAGCUUUUUUUUUCUCUUGUAAACUAUAAAAGUCCAUUCCUUAGAUCUUACCCACAUGACUCAUCUCUUCGAUUCACCCAUGAUAACUCUUUACCAUUUUAACAAACUUGCAUGUCAGUUUCUGUCAUGUUUAUUUAUUGGAUUUUCUUCUUGCCGAUUCUGUACAUAAAAGAUCCCUCGGGUUUUUGUUUACAAGGAAUCUUGACUGACCAAAAGGCGCUGUAACUGACUUAAAUAUACUUUCAGGGUGCAGUGAGGCGAUCUUUAAGGAAACUUCACUUUUCUCUGCUUCUGAUCACAUCAUGUUCUGAGGUGAUCUCAAUGUGCUAAGCAUUUAUACUGUACUAUAAGAAUUCUGGACCCAAAGAAAUCGGAUUAUGAAGGUUGUUAAUAACUACAUGGCUAACUGUAAUGAAAAUAAAGUUUUUAUUUUAUUUUAUUUUAUUUUAUUUUUUGUAACAUGCAUAAAUGCUUUAUGAGAUGUU
This is a messenger RNA of Gavialis gangeticus (Gharial), 2459 nucleotides long. It is a transcript of the gene FST, whose product is annotated as follistatin. NCBI's taxonomy places the organism in Eukaryota, Metazoa, Chordata, Crocodylia, Gavialidae. Bases 440 to 1390 code for a protein of 316 amino acids. Gene Ontology annotation, biological process: regulation of BMP signaling pathway; negative regulation of activin receptor signaling pathway; multicellular organism development. The transcript has 6 exons. The record is from RefSeq and is a predicted model, not a curated record. Gene Ontology annotation, molecular function: activin binding; protein binding.